This is a messenger RNA of Lacerta agilis (Sand lizard), 2291 nucleotides long. It is a transcript of the gene CALCOCO1, whose product is annotated as calcium binding and coiled-coil domain 1. Bases 128 to 2242 code for a protein of 704 amino acids. Lineage: Eukaryota; Metazoa; Chordata; Lepidosauria; Squamata; Lacertidae. The transcript has 15 exons. The record is from RefSeq and is a predicted model, not a curated record.
UGCGCUCCUGCCCAUUUACGAGCAGGCGGAGAGGACUACAAUUCCCAGCAGCGCUGCGAGCCCUCGCCUGCCUCCGCCUCCCCAGCUGGCUUGAAGGCUGUUAUUGUUGUUGCUAAAAGCCGCCAAGAUGGAAGAAGCGCAGUCCCAACCCGGCGUGGCUUUCCUGAAUGUGACCUCGAGCUACGUGCCCCACACCAAGGUGGAGUGUCACUACAGCCUGCCACCUGGCAUGAAGCCCUCCGCCAGAGACUGGAUUGGAAUAUUUAAGGUGGAGUCCUCUUCAGUGCGUGAUUAUUAUACCUUUGUGUGGUGCACAGUUCCAGAUGGAGGAGCUUCUGCAGGAGCCCUUCUUCACUGUAACGUUCAGUUCCAAGCCAGCUACCUGCCCAAGCCAGGCCCCCAGCAGUACCAGUUCCGCUAUGUGGAUCGCCGUGGGGAGGUGCGUGGUCAAAGCUCCCCUUUCCAGUUCAGCGAGCCGCGGCCCAUGGACGAGCUCGUCACUCUGGAGGAGGCGAGCGAUGACGGUGGGGGCACCGACAUGUUGCUGGUGGUUCCCAAGGCCGCCCUGCUAGAGACGCAGUUGGAAGAGAGCCGGCAGGAGCAAGGAGCCCUGCUGCAGGAGUCGUGCCGCCUGAAGGAUGAGGUUCAAGAGCUGAGAAGCCGCGUGGCGGAGCUGGAAGCAGUCCUGGGCACGCUUCGUGAUGAACACACCAAGCUGGCUGCACAGUACAAGGAAUUAUCAAAUUCUUUUGCGGAAGUAUCCGAGCAGAGAGAUACACUAAACCUCCAGGAAGCUGAGCACGUGGCCCGAAUCCGAGAGCUGGAGGGUGACAUCCAGGCCAUGGGUGAGAAGAUGCUGCAAAGAGAGACGGAGUUAGACAGAAUGAAAGACACUGUCAAGUCUCUGCUGCGUGAACAGGAGCAGAUUCACAACCAGCUCAAAGAGGAGAAUGCGGAGAAGGAGCAGUACCAGGUAAAGCUGCAGGCCUCAGAAGAGGAGAGCCGCAGCCUGGCCUCUGAUCUGCAGGAUGUGAAGACCCUCCAUGGGGAGAAGGUCUCACAGACUCUGGGGCUGCAGGAGGACAUCAGCAAAUUGCAGCAGAAGCUGACGGCUGCUAAUCGCCGCACCGUGCAGAUGGAGUCUCUGUGCGAGCAGCUGCGCACCACGCAGGACAUUCUGGCUGCCAGCCAGCAGAAAGUGGCUCUCUUGGGGGAAGAGUUGGCCAGCGUCGCCUCCAUCCGGGACCGCACCAUCUCCGAUCUGCACAAGAGCCGCCUGGAGGCAGCCGAGAUCAACAUCAAGCUUGCUGACAUGACUCUCAAGUGGAAGGAGGGAAAAGGGCAGUGGUGGAAGGAGAAGGCCACACUGCUGCAGAGCAUGGAGGCAGAGAAGGACAAGAUCCUGAAGCUGAGCGCGGAAGUGCUGCGGCUGGAGAAGAGCCUGCAGGAAGAGCGGGCGCAGCGCCAGGUGUUGCGUUUGGAGUUGGCACAGGAACGCGACUCCAGUCUGGUGCAGGUCUCUGAGAGCCGCCGGGAGCUACGGGAGCUACGAGCUGCACUGCAGGUUGCCCAGAAGGAGAAAGAGCAGCUCCAGGCCGAAAAACAGGAGCUGCUGGUAUAUAUACGGCGCCUUGAAGAGCGUCUGGAGAAAGUGGCCGACGAGAAAUGGAGUGAAUCUAUUCUCUGCGAUGAAGAGGAGGCAGCGCCAGAGACUCCUGGCUCCCUGGACUCGCCGCUGUCCGACUCUGAGGAUGAGUGUCCCGAGGACAUGCGCCUGCCUGCGCAGCUCGGGUCCUACAGUUUGUGUGACAACCGGGCAGCUACUACCACUCCUCCUUGUGCCCGGGGACCCGCUCACACCGUGGUGAUCAGCCAGCCGGCACCCAUUGCCAAUCAGAUCAAGCAGCCAGCCGAGGAUUCCAGUUCCGACUCGGAGGCUGAGGACGAGAAGGCGGUGCUGAUGGCAGCUGCCCAGAGCGGUGGCGAAGAAACCAACCUGCUCCUUCCAGAGCUGGGCAGCGGCUUCUAUGAAGUGGCCAGUGGCCUGACAGGGCGGCAGAUGUCGGAGCCAGGGGCUUGCGGCAUGGGGGUCUCUCCCUUAGACCUGCCCUCGCCGUCCCAUUGGAAGGAGUGCCCCAUCUGCCACGAGCGCUUCCCACCCGAGAGCGACAAGGAGACGUUGGAUACACAUGUUGACGGGCACUUCUUUUUCAGCACCCACGACCCCUUCACCUUUGAGUAACCGUUUCUCCCCUUCCCCCCGAACCCCCUUCCUCCCAACCACCACCAUG